CUCAGUUUUUGUUUUCUCUUUUUAACAAAAGAGUUUGAGAGGGAAGUGAGAAGCUAGGCUAUGGUGGAGCAGCAACAGCAGAAGAAUGAUGAUGUGGAGAUGAAAUGACCGUACUGAAAAUGGCUCAACAAAGCAAAACUACCAACACCAACAAUGGCAACACUAACAACACUUCAAAUUAUUUGCAACAUCACCAACAAGUAAAGCCAACAAUGUUUCAUGAUUUCUUGGGCAUGAAAGCUACUGAUUCCCCUUUCGUUUUAGCCCCUAAGGCCACUGAUGCAAGGAUUUCAGAGGCUUCCCCUUCUGCUUCAGCCUCUGUUGGAGCUUCUUCUGGCGGUGGUGGUGCUGGCCGUGGGCUCAUCUCUUCCACCUCUGAUCUCGGUUCCGCAGAAAGACAGGUUGGGAAUCAUCUCGAGGGCAUUCCAUACUAUGGUCCAAGGAGUGAAAUAUCUGGGCCAGAAAUAAGCAAUAGAUUGGUAGGAAGUAAGAGAAGUAAUUCAGAUUCGGCCUUUAUGGGUCAUGAAUCUGUUGAGAGCUUGCAUUUGAUGAAGAUGCUUCAUAAUGGGGCCGGGGGAGAGCGACCUAAAAGGUCCAACGAGGAUGAAGUGUUCCUUGGUAUGCAGUCAAUGAGGCCUUCUUCUGCAUCUCUCAUAUUACAGCCUCACACUGGUAGCAGACUCGAAGGCAGUGCAUCCAAAUGGGAGCGGUCUAUCCCCAUGAUAGGCUCUGCAGUUCAGUAUGCUUCACGUGGUGGGCACUUUGUGCCUUUUGUGCAUCAAAUAUCUUCCAACAGGUUCAAGGAUAUAAAUGUUGGUCCUUCUGUUAUCUCUCACUCAGCUGCUGACGAAGGAUCUAGAACUGGAAUUAAAGGCCCUGGAAUUUUGAGUUCUAUUAGUGCUAGUGGUGUUCCCACUGAAAAAACCUCAUCUGGGGUAAUGCCAAGUGGGGACAGGCCAAAAUCUGGGGCUCAUAUUUCAGAUCCAGAGUCUUCAGUUCCUCCAAGUCAACAGGGAAUGACAUCUGCCAGCAGACAAAUGACCAUAUUUUAUGCUGGCCAGGCUCAUGUUUUUGAUGACGUCCAUCCGAACAAGGCAGAUGUCAUAAUGGCAUUAGCUGGAUCAAACGGAGGAUCUUGGUCGACAACCUACUCUCCUAAAUCUGCUGUGAGGCCAGUUAGUGAAAAUUAUUCACCCAGUGGGGAACCUGAAGGAGUGGGUAGCAUGGUUUUCUCACGGGAAUUUCGGGGGAGGAUAGCUGUUGCUGGUAAUACUAGUCAAGGAACUGGUUCCGGCGAACGAAUCUCAAUACAAACAGGGGUUCCUCAAGGCAUUGUUGUUAGUACAAAAGAUGCAAGAAAUCCAGUUCAAGCAGCAGAACCUACUACUGAAGAUAUAAGAGACGUAUAAAGUUUUAAGCAAGUUCGAAAUAGAUUCAAAUCUAUUGGCCAUGCUUAUUAGGAAGAACGAGCCAUUUCUUGUUUAUGUCAUCAAUGCUUUAACUUUUUUUUUUUUUUGAAUUUUCUGGCAUUAUUAUCAUUAUUAACUUUUUUAGAAGUAAAGAGAGGGUGGGGUUUUGGGGGGAGAUGG
Durio zibethinus is the source of this 1589-nucleotide messenger RNA. RefSeq names its product protein TIFY 8. The record is from RefSeq and is a predicted model, not a curated record. Gene Ontology annotation, cellular component: nucleus. NCBI's taxonomy places the organism in Eukaryota, Viridiplantae, Streptophyta, Magnoliopsida, Malvales, Malvaceae. Gene Ontology annotation, biological process: response to wounding; regulation of defense response; regulation of jasmonic acid mediated signaling pathway.